UGCGGUUUCCAAGCCCUAUUGGACAGUUUCUCGCCCACCCGCACGUCACGUCACCAUUCGGCGACGCCACGGCGCAAAUACAGGCGUUGCAAUUCAUAGACAAAAGAGCAAUUUUAUAAUUGAACGUAAAUUAUUCUUAUUUACUCCGUCGUGGGUGUUUUUCCAAAUUAUCAAAUCGCGCGUUCGUGACACAAAGUUUGUCCAAGUGGAGUGGCCGCACAUCGUUUGCCGCAGAUGUACUUUUUUUUUGUUUCUUUUUCUCUCCACCUCAAACUCAAUUUUCCUGAAUUAUGUACCGAACGUGCUGAAUCCUCGAUGCAGUACGUCCGUUACUAAUCUGCUGCAUUUAACCUCAUUCGUUGAAUCUUCGUGUCGGGUUGAAGCUUCUCGGCCUAGCUGACUUUAGCUUAGCUAGCUGGACGCUAACAAAAGAAAGAAAGAAAGAAAGAGAGACGCGCGCGUUUGUUCGCAACGCAUCGCGAUUUCGUGCGGAAAUGUGCGCAAGCAGGACCGCGGAGUUCCAGGAGGAACUUCGUGUCGCAAAAGAGGAGAGCGAGCCACAACGUCAAGUGCUGGACGCUGUUUACAAGAUGCAGACUCCAAUUGGCUUUCGCACAGCAGACAUCAGCGAAGAUCUCCGUCCUGACCAGCAGAGGCCAGAGCGCCCCCACGUUAAAAAAGAGGAAGAGCACUGCCUCAUCAAAGAGGAGGGGGACAUCACUAAGUUGCCAUCAACUACUGUCCCUUUGAAGACUGAAGAUGAAGGUCCAAGUGAGGAGAGCAGAAGGGCGGAGCCUUCUAGCACUUGUAGCUCUCGUCAACAUGUGACAACUGAAGCUGAUGGGGACCACUGUGACGAAUCACAAGCAGGUGGCCUCUUAGCUCCAAUAUCAGAUAGUGAUGACACGUCACACACUCCUCACACUGAUGAUGAUGAUGAUGAUGAUGAUGAUGAAGGUCACAUUGGAGACAAACGCUGGAAAUGUUCUCAGUGUGGGAAAACAUUUGGCUACAAGUCUAUUUUGAAAAGGCAUGUGAUGAGCCACACUGGAGAGAAACCUUUUGCCUGCUCAGAUUGUGGUAAACGAUACGCUGACAAGGGAUACUUAAAAAUACACACAAGAAAACACACUGGUGAGAAACCGUUUGAUUGCUCAGUUUGCGGUCAAAUGUUCACUCGAAAGGGGGACUUAAAAAUACACACAAGAACACACACUGGUGAGAAACCUUUUGCCUGCUUGGAUUGUGGUCAAACAUUUGCUCAAGAGGGACAUUUAAAAAGACACACAAGAACACACACUGGUGAGAAACCUUUUUUCUGCUCCGUUUGUAGUCAAAGGUUCACUCAGGAGGGAAGCUUAAAAAGACACACAAGAAUCCACACCGGUGAGAAACCUUUUGUCUGCGCAGAUUGCGGUCAAAGAUUCACUCAAGAGGGAAGCUUAAAAAUACACACAAGAACACACACUGGAGAGAAAUAUUUUGUCUGCUCAGAUUGCGGUCAGAGAUUCUCCCGAAAGUCAAGCUUAGAAAUACACACAAGAACACACACCGGAGAGAAACCUUUUGCCUGCUCAGUUUGCAGUGCAAGAUUCUCUGAAAAGAGGAACUUAAGACGCCACAAAGGAACUCACACUGGUGAGAAACCUUUUGCUUGCUCGGUUUGUGGCCAAAGAUUUACCAUGAAGGGGUAUUUGAAAGUACAUAUAAGAAAACACACCGGUGAGAAACCUUUCGCCUGCUCAGUUUGCGGUCAAAGGUUUACUACAAAGGGUUAUUUGAAAAUCCACACUCGAACACACACUGGUGAGAAACCUUUUGCCUGCUCAGUUUGUGGCAAAAGAUUCUCUAAAAAGGGAACCUUGACAACACACACAAAAUCGCACACUGAACAGAAGCCUUUUGCCUGCUCAGCUUGCGGUCAAAGAUUUUCUCGUAAGGUUCAGCCCAAGACGCACAAGUGUGCCGGUGAGAUUAGCAACGAUCAAGAAGCUUUAAAUGAACAUGUGAAUGUUUAAUAUUCAAAGUAAAUUUCAUCAUACAAAACUGGCCAUUCUUAUAUUAUAUUUAGCAUCUUUUAUUUGAUCUACUUGUAGUCUUUGUGUCUUCUAAAAAGCCUCCUGUGGAUAGAUUUUGACAAUUAGCACUGGUGCCAAAAUACUUGCAUGCGGUUUGUCCAAUGUUUGUUAUGUCCACUUCAAAUAAGAGAACGAUUGAUUGCAGUAGGGUGAAAAAAAAAAACUUUUAGUGGAAAGGCGAAAAAGUUUGAAUACAAAUCCUGAAUAAAGUACUUUUCAAACUUAAAA
Messenger RNA from Phyllopteryx taeniolatus (common seadragon), 2306 nucleotides. Its product is annotated as gastrula zinc finger protein XlCGF57.1-like. NCBI's taxonomy places the organism in Eukaryota, Metazoa, Chordata, Actinopteri, Syngnathiformes, Syngnathidae. Gene Ontology annotation, molecular function: DNA-binding transcription factor activity, RNA polymerase II-specific; RNA polymerase II cis-regulatory region sequence-specific DNA binding. Gene Ontology annotation, cellular component: transcription regulator complex; PcG protein complex. Bases 495 to 2018 code for a protein of 507 amino acids. The transcript has 2 exons. Gene Ontology annotation, biological process: regulation of transcription by RNA polymerase II. The record is from RefSeq and is a predicted model, not a curated record.